GGAAUGUUUCAUGAUCAUUUUCCUACAUCAAAGAACGUCUGGUUUCAAAUUUUCCCGUAAGGUUUUUUUAGCUACUUCAUGGUAUGGAGAGGCCCCAUUCCAAAGAGGCAACCGCUCUCCCCGCUAUCGUUAACAGUAGCAACUCGGACGAGAGAAAGGACGGGAGAUUCGACCGAAUGGAGAACCUCGAAGAUCGGUUGGCAAUCCAGGAGAAAACUACAAGAUCCCUUGUUGACAGGGCACUUACUGUAAAAGAAGACAUUAUUGAAAGCCUAAGCAUCGCCCAGAUGAGUUGGCAAGGCGAGAAGAAAGCAAGGUCCUUGCUACAGGAACACAUACGAACGAUAACAACUGUUGUGAAAAGAUUGAGCAGGGAGAUUGAAAACUUGGAGAGCGAGAUUCGGUCCAGAAAAAGUCAAGUGGAAGGACACAGCACAGCUGUGAAAAAUUUAGAACUUCAUCAUGUUGCUGGAGUUACGGAUUUGAGAGGCCGUGUUGCAAGGUGUGAUUCAGCUAUUCAGAGGCUCAUGUCAGAUAUGAGAAGCAACAACGAAGUCAUAAACGAUUUUAGACAAAAGCAAGAACUUGCAAUGAAAGAUUGCCGUGAUCAAAUGAGCUCUCUAGAGAAGAGCAUUUCUGAUUUGACAUUGAAAGUGGAGAAAUAUGUACUCGAUCAGUCGACCAGUAUCCAAAAAGUAAAAGGAGAAGCAGACCAGCGUGUUGUACAGCUCGAUUCUAAAACUAAAACUGUUGUUGAGGAUAUUCGAGGCAGUAUUUCCUCAAACCGUUUGUGGGCAGAGUCAGAAUAUUUUAAAUUAACUCAGGAUUUUCAAACUAGGCUAGAGAGGUUUGAAGGCCUCAUGGUGGAAAGACAGGACAAAUUGGAAAGAAGAGUAGACCAUUAUCUGGCCAAGGUAGAUAAAAUUUUGGAGGAGGAGAAAAGCAAGUAUUAUAACAUCUGGGAGGUGAGACUGAAGGAAGUGAAGUCGGAACAGGACAGGAUUAUGCAUAAUUUAAUAGCAGAGAUGAGAAAUGAAUACAGACAAGGAUUUAACAAUGUGCAUGAAAGUAUUUCCAGUCUACAGCGAGUGAUCCAUGCAAAACUGAAAUUACUUGAAGAUGACUUGCGUAAAGCUAUAAAUAAUGUUCUUAGAAUGGUUGUACUUGUAUGACCAGUUACUGAAGAAUGGUAGUGAUGGUAAAUAUGCACCUGUCACAAUUCAUGUACCGCUAUAAAUGAUCUAAUAGAUGCCCAGGGCAUCUAGUUCAUUUUUUGGAGCCCAAGAAGAGGCAUUUAUUCUCAUAACUUUAACAAACACUACAACGAAUUUGUUGAUUAUAUCACCACAGUAUACAAGGCACUUUCCAGCAUUCAGAACUGGACUGCCACACCAGUCCAGUCAUAAUAGAAUUCCACUAUUGAUCAAGACUUUCCAGCCAGAUCAAUCUAUUCUGUAGGAGUAUUUUACAGUAGUGGUGUACUAGCAAAUACUCUUGACAAGUAAGCCUAUUUUGUUUUAAAAAGAUCUAUCCUGUCGGCCAGUUCGGACAUUUGUUAAGUGUCCUUAGUUUCAAUAUUCAUCUGUGUUCCAUGCUGUGCUUUGUUUUCUCCUUCCAGUAUGUUUCAAUAUUAUAGCAGUGUAAUUGAAGAGAGGGAAAAUUUAUCUUUUUCCAUAUUUCCCAAAAUAAGCUUCCCCACACAAAGGAAGCAGCUGGGCAGUGUGAAAUUGGGUUUUCUGAACAUGGAAGCAGGGUUAAACACCCAAAACAUCUGU
Porites evermanni is the source of this 1775-nucleotide messenger RNA. The record is from the annotation of a GenBank genome assembly. Lineage: Eukaryota; Metazoa; Cnidaria; Anthozoa; Scleractinia; Poritidae.